Messenger RNA from Coregonus sp. 'balchen', 14769 nucleotides. NCBI's taxonomy places the organism in Eukaryota, Metazoa, Chordata, Actinopteri, Salmoniformes, Salmonidae. The record is from the annotation of a GenBank genome assembly.
AUGUCCGGACACGUCCCGAAGAGAGGUCUUGGGGACUUCCCCAGCCUGGGUGCCGAAGCUAUUAUGAGUGCUGUGCGUUUCACGGCCAAACAGGUCCUAGAACAUAUAUUUUCCAAUGACUCUGACUGCGACGAGGAAGCGGAGGAGGAGGCGUCCGAAGAAGAAGACGGGAAGGAACACAACCCAGAGGACGAGGAGACAGCCGCCGCCGCCGACGACAAGGACGACGCCCAAGUAGAAGAAGGCCAAGGCGUAGAAGACGAACGAGACGAUGAUGACGACGACAACGAUGACGACCAAGAAGAUGAAGAAGGAGAAGAAGAACAAGGGGAAGGUGAAGGUGAAGGAGAGCGAGGAGACCACCGCCACCGCCGCCGCCACCGCCGCCGCCGCCUCAGCCCCCGACCACAACACGAUAUCCCUCGAGUGGAAAGAGAGACAUUCGUGUCGAGAAACUGCCAAAUCCAAUGGUGCUUGGUGCCCUGUGACAACAAUCGGGGCGUCGGAGGGGCCGCCGCAGCGGCGAAAAGUAACAGGCCGGUUGCUGAGGUGCCGGAGGACAUGAGGCCCGGGCCUACUAGGCAGGCCGUAGGCCAAGCCCGCGACAUCCUCUCCACGUUCCGCCUGUUUUUCACACCGGAGAUAGAAGACAUCAUCCUGGAGAUGACCAAUCUGGAGAGUGUUCGAAAAUACGGAGCCCGAGGCGACGGCGACGGCUGUGGCGACGACGACCACCGCCACUACGCCGACGACCACGAAGACCACGACCGCGACCGCCGCGGCCGCUGGAAAGCGAUGGACUCCACCGACCUGCGAGACUACGUAGGGCUGCUCAUCCUAUCCGGCGUGUACAGAUCCCGAGGCGAGGCAACCGCUAGUCUCUGGGACGCCGAGAGCGGGAGGACCAUUUUCCGCGCAACCAUGCCGCUCAAAGUCUUUCACUCUUACUCGAGACUCCUUCGCUUCGACGACCGCCAGACCAGAGCCGAGAGACGCGCAGCAGGCGGCAGUGACAAACUUGCAGCCGUGAGAGAGGUCUGGGACAAGUGGGUCGAGAGGCUGCCGCUCCUCUACAACCCCGGGCCCGACGUGACGGUGGACGAGCAACUGGUCCCUUUCAGAGGUGGACCGGGCCAACAACACCGUACAAGAGCACAACAACACCGUACACAACACAACACGCUAAAGCUAAUCGCUUCUCUUUCCUUCCUCUCCUCUCCUCUCUCUUUUCCUCUCUCUUUUCCUUUCUGUCUCUCUCUCUCUCUCUCUCUCUCUCUCUCUCUCUCUCUCUCUCUCUCUCUCUCUCUCUCUCUCUCUCUCUCUCUCUCUCUCUCUCUCUAUCCUCCAGGCCGAUGUCCUUUCCGCCAGUAUAUUCCAAGCAAGCCGGCCAAAUACGGCAUCAAGACCUGGGUGACCUGCGACUCCAAAUCCAGCUACGCCUGGAAGAUGCAGGUCUACACUGGGAAGGCCACUUGCGGAGGCCCCGAGAAGAACCAGGGGAUGAGGGUCGUGCUCGAUUUGACGCAGGGACUCAGGGGUCACAACGUCACCUGCGACAAUUUCUUCACCUCAUACGAGCUCGCGCGCCAGCUCCUGAGGAGGAACGUCACCGUGGUCGGCACAGUCAGAAAGAACAAGCCAGAGCUCCCACCGGCGCUGCUCGCCUCAAAGGACAGGCUCCUCUUCUCCUCCAAGUUCGCCUUCACGCCCACCAUCGCUCUAGUGUCCUACCUGCCAAAGAAAAACAAGAACGUCUUACUCCUGAGCACGCUGCACACCGAGGCUCACGUUAGCCGUCGCCAGGACAAGAAGCCGGCCAUCGUCCUAGACUACAACAGCAACAAGGGAGGUGUGGACAACCUAGACAAGGUGAUUGGAACCUACAGCUGCAGGAAGAUGACCGCCCGCUGGCCCCUGGUCAUCUUCCACAACAUCCUUGACGUGUCCUCCUACAACGCUUUUGUCAUAUGGCGAGAGCUCAACCCUACUUGGAUGCCUGGUAAGCGAAACAAGAGGAGGGUGUUCCUCGAGCAGCUGGGAAAGGCACUAGUGACUCCGUUCAUAAAAAGAAGGGCCCGUCUCCCUCGCACCGAAGCCUCUGCGGCACUCGUCAAAGCUGUUCAGAGGGCUACGUAUCGCGAUCAGCCCCGGGAUCACGCCCCCGCCGCACCGGCCCACGCACCGGCCCAAGCACCCGACCCCGGACAACCCAGUAAGAGGAAGAGGUGUCAGGUCAGCCCCACAAAGAAUGACUGUAAAACACACACUGUGUGCACCAGGUGUAACAAAUACAUCUGCAAAGGCUGUUCGCACGCAUACUGUCCCACAUGUUCCAAUUGGGCCUUUUGUGAGAGGGGGACAGUUCGACCCGGAGGGCACGGCGUGUGUACAGAAUACCAGGACAACGGGAGGGUUAAUAUCAUAAAACAGUUCUACAGCAACUUUUCAUGCACUGUGGGAACGAACAACACAAGCUUUGCUGUGAAGUCUGGAGUUUGUCAACGUUGUGUGAUGUCAGCCUUACUCUUCAAGCUGGCAACAGAAGAUCAGGCAAGAGGAAUACGAUGGACCUUGUAUUCUACUCUAGAAGACUUCACUGAUGACCUGGCACUUUUAUCACACACACACACCAACAUCUGCAAGACAAAACAGACAGAGUUCAGUCCUUUGGUCAGCAAGUCAGCCUGGUUAUCAACUGCAGCAAGACAAAGGUCAUACCCAUCAACAUAACACAGCAAAAGCAAUCAAAAUCAAGGAACAAGACCUGAAGUUAACCCACAGUUUUACUUACCUUGGGAGCACCAUAAGCCAUGAUGCAGGCACCAGCAAAGACAUCUGCACCAGAAUCAAUAAAGCAAUAGCAAGUUCAAUAAAAUCUUAAAAUCUGGACAAUAUAGCACAAACUCAAAACUCAAAACUAUACCAGAGCUGUAUACUCACUUGUGUUUGUUGUGUGGAAGUUUGUGUGGAAGAGGUGGAAAAACAAUUGUUAUCCAUCAAUAAUGAUAAGCCACCAGGUAUAGACAACCUCGAUGGGAAACUAUUAAGAAUGGUAGCAGACUGUAUUUCCAACCAUAUUUGCCAUGUCUUUAACCAAAGCCUAAAGGAGUGUGUGUGUUCACAGUCGUGGAAGGAAGCUAAAGUAAUUCCACUACCAAAAAAAGUAAAGCACCGUUUGCUGGCUCUAACAGCCGACCAAUCAGUUUGCUGCCUGUUCUUAAUGAACAGAUGGUGAAAAUUGUGUUUGAACAAAUACAAUGUUAUUUUUCAAAGAACAAGUUAACUUCUGACUUUCAGCAUGCAUAUAAGGAAAGGCAUCUUGUACUGAACUGACUCUGAUGAUUGGCUAAAUAAAAUGGAUAAUAGGAUGAUAGUUGGAGAUUUCAGUGCAGCCUUUGAUGUUAUUGAUAAUAAUUUGUUAUUUACAAAACUCACUUCUUAUUGUUUUACAUCACCUGCCAUCACAUGGUUGGAGAGUUACUUAUUCAAUAGAACCCAGAGUAUUUUUCAAUGGAAGCUUCCUAACAUCAGACAUGUACAGUGCGGUAUCCCUCAGGGCAGUUGCCUUGGCCGUAACUCUUCUCUAUUUUUACAAAAUAUUUGCCACUUACAAGAAGCUCAAAUGACUAUGUAUGCUGAUGAUUGACCACUCUACACAUCAGCAGCUACAGCCAGUGAGCUCCCUGAGGCUCUUAGCAAUGGGUAAUUAAUUGCAUUUGGUUCAAAAUAUUAUCUUAGACCUAAACCUCAACUGGAGUUGUGCAUCAAGGGUGUGACCAUUGAGCAAGUUGAGAAAGCUACACUUCUAGGACUAACAUUGGAUGGUCAGUUACCAUGGUCAAGUCAUAUUGACAAGGUUGUUGUGAAGAUGGGGAGAGGUACUAUAUGUCUGUUAUACACAAAAAUCAACUGUACUAGUUGUCAGACUCUGAUCUUGUCCCAUCUUGAUUACUGUCCAGUAAUAUGGUCAAGUGCCCCAAGGAAAGACCUAGCAAAGCUGCAGCUGGCUCAAAACAAAGCAGCAUGCUUUGCCCUUAAAGGUGCAAUAUGCAGAAAUCGCUCUGCAAAUUCCUCGUCACAACUAGACAAACUUAUCUUUUUGAGAAGAUCAGGGAGAUUUGCAACAAAGAGGCCAUGGAUAUCACAUGCCCUGCACCAAAGUUUAGUGCAGGACAGAAACAGGCUCUUUGAAUAAAGGUUCCCUUGAAUGAAAAACAGCCUCUAUCUCAAGGCCAUCAGACUGUUAAAUAGCCAUCACUAGCACAUUAGAGACUGCUGCUGCCUAUUGAAAUCACUGGCCACUUUAGGAAAUGGAACACUAGUCACUUUAAUAAUGUUUACAUAUCUUGCACUACUCAUCUCAUAUACUGUAUUCUAUUCUAUAAUAUUCUACUGUAUCUUAGUCCAUGACGCUCUGUCAUUGCUUGUCCAUAUAUGUAUAUAUUCUUAAAUUCCAUUCCUUACUAGAUUUGUGUGUAUUGGGUUUAUGUUGUGAGAUUGUUAGAUAUUACUUGUUAGAUAUCACUGCACUGUUGGAGCUAGAAGCACAAGCAUUUCGCUACACCCACAAUAACAUCUGCUAAACACGUGUAUGUGACAAAUAAAAUGUGAUUUAUUUGAUUUGAUUUGAUUUAUUUGACAAUCACAAAGACAGGUGAAACAGAUCAGGGUGUGACACUAAACAAUACAUUAAUUGCACUAUAACGGUGACAAACGGUUCCCACAAACUGUUAGGGCCUACAUAAAGCUGUCCGAACAUCAGAGUCCCAACAGCAGUCCCAACACCUUACCACUGCUACACCUGGCUAUCAGCGGAGCCUUGUCUGGCAGCGAAACAGUUUAUUCAACCUAAUUUACUGCCUUUUUAAAAAACAUAGAUGAUAUGGCUGACUUGCUUAAACAAAUGGGGUUUCUACUGACAAUUGAGAUGUACAAACUAUGGCAUAAGGGGACGACAUGCUGAUAAGAGGCAUUCCGUUAUUUCGAUUAAAACAAUGUGUGAGCUAGGACGGAUGUAGUCAAUAUAACUAUUUGUUCAGCACUUUUGAAAUGUACAGCGACAGAAUUCAGAACAUGGGCCAUUCUUACAGUGUUCUCCCUGUACACCAAGUCAGAACCGUAGGAUAAAUAAAGGGGGCGAAUAAGCAGACAAUGAAAGCUCUUACAAUAUUAGAUGAUUACAUUUCUCUAAAACAGGUUAUAGGUUACAUGUGCACCACCAAGUCAGAACAGUAGGCGAAAUUAAGAGGGGAAAAUAGAUCUCAUUAUUAGGGUGAUGCAUAUGGGCUACUAACAGUUUACUACACAACAUACACUUAGUAUUACUUUCUUAGCUACAGUAUACAUAUCUCCCUAGCAAAUUACAUCAUUUAUGCAGCAGCAUACAAUAUAUUUUUGUACUCACCUUGUUGUGCUGUGCUCACUUGAACAGGAAGGUGGCACGGCGGUCCUUCGUGGGCAAAUUUUGUCAUCAAAUUUUGUCAUCAAAGUCUGCCAUUCUCUGGAUUUAUGGUGCUUUCAGGACAACUGGGAACUCUGAAAAAAACAAGGUCGAAUCAUGAUGAUGUCAGGGAACUUCAGGUCGUAGCUCUAGAAAGAGGCCAGAGUUCCCAACUUACAAUUCUGAGUUGGAUGACCUUUCAAAACGUAUUUUCCCAGUCUGAGCUAGUUUUUUCCUGAGUUUCCAGUUGUCUUGAACUCACUGAAGUCAGAUUUCCCAGUUCUGAGUUAACAGUUGUUUUGAGCGCAGCAGAAAUCAUGCUGGAUUGACAGCAUGGCCAAUGUUGAAGGUUAAUAAUUUUAAGCUUGGAAAAGAGACCCUUAAAGUGAGAAUUGGGACCACACACCCACUCCACUGAAUAGCAGGCUAGUGAUUGCUUUGCAAUGCUUGCAGUUAGCCACUGAUUCCUUCCAAACCGCUCAUUGUUGAAUUUGCGAUUUCCAACUUGUUGUGUAAUGUUUAUGUCCAAUGGCCGAUGAGCACCGAUUAGUUUUAUCUAUAAUUUCUCUUCAUUAUUUAUCUUCAUAUGACAAGGAUUAAAAAGGAUUUUCCAGUAGAUUGUCGACUUGAUUCAUGAUGAUGACUGCUAGCUAAGAUUUUGAAAGUAUGAUGUUGACAUGAUCAGUCCAAUCAAAGCUACUGUAGAUGUAACGUGAUUUGACAUCAUUUUAUCUGUGGCCAAUGACCUUGAGCCUUCUUGGAUGGGCACUUCUAAUGUAACUCUAUGGCAGCACCCAAGGGGCUUGAAUGUUCGAGCUCUACCCUUAGAAUUGGCAGUGACGUAGUGUCCCCAUGAGUGACAGAACACUGAGCCAAUCACGGCGCAACUAGAGAACAUUACCAACCCCUACAUAUUUUCCGCUGUCUGCCCCACCACCACAGAAAGCACUGAGCUUGGCUAAAACACCUGCAUUUUGGAGCUGCCUUACUCAAGAAAGCAAAAAAGAGACCAUGUUUGUGUGGAGGCUUUAUAUAUGUUUUUUUAUAUUGUUUGCAAACUGAUAUGUGACACGUAUUAUUGCCAAAAUAACAUGCAGAACAGGCAUGUGGGGCUCAAAACAGUUGUAGGGUUAUUGAGGUUGGUCGCGGAUGUGGGGGGGGGGGGGGGGGUUGGAAGAGAUUUUGGGGAUGGGUGAGGGUUUGUUAGAAGUGAGUAGGGCUCUUUUUAAAUUUUCUUAAUAGUAUAGGAUUAGGUAGAAGGGUUUAGUUUUACUUAAUGUUUUUUCUUUAUUCAUUUAGUCUGUAACCUGUGAUUAACUACACACUCCAGUACAGUAGGUGGCGGCAAUUCGAGAAGUGGAAUUGUUUAGAUUUUUUGUGUAUCCGUCUCCCAGAGGAAGCGGACACUUCGAGUCAUGCGGCUCGGGGCUCAACCUGUGGUGCGCUUUGCUCUCUGGAGCGGGGUGCCUCUAAAAGGGGUGAUCAGUGGGGCUACGUUGAGUGUAGAGGUGGAUCAAAUGAAAAUAAAUAUUUCUAGUGUUUGUGACACCCGCUGUUUAGUGAGACGUAGACCUGGUGGUAAUGGUGAGACUGAGAAUACUCUGUCUGUCUUGUUGAGCUUUGACACAGAGUUUUUACCUGAUCAGGUUAGGUUAUAUUUGCUAUUCUGUGAGGGCCUAUGUUGCGAAACCGCUUCGGUGCUUUAGUAGGUGCCAAGGAAUCAGACACAUUGCAGCAUUGUGUAGAAGGGAGAUCCGACAAUGCGAGAAAUGUGCAGGAGGGCAUAGUCAUAUAGUGAGGGAAAAAAGUAUUUGAUCCCCUGCUGAUUUUGUACGUUUGCCCACUGACAAAGACAUGAUCAGUCUAUAAUUAUAAUGGUAGGUUUAUUUGAACAGUGAGAGACAGAAUAACAACAAAAAAAUCCAGAAAAACGCAUGUCAAAAAUGUUAUAAAUUGAUUUGCAUUUUAAUGAGGGAAAUAAGUAUUUGACCCCUCUGCAAAACAUGACUUAGUACUUGGUGGCAAAACCCUUGUUGGCAAUCACAGAGGUCAGACGUUUCUUGUAGUUGGCCACCAGGUUUGCACACAUCUCAGGAGGGAUUUUUUCCCACUCCUCUUUGCAGAUCUUCUCCAAGUCAUUAAGAUUUCGAGGCUGACGUUUGGCAACUCGAACCUUCAGCUCCCUCCACAGAUUUUCUAUGGGAUUAAGGUCUGGAGACUGGCUAGGCCACUCCAGGACCUUAAUGUGCUUCUUCUUGACCCACUCCUUUGUUGCCUUGGCCGUGUGUUUUGGGUCAUUGUCAUGCUGGAAUACCCAUCCACGACCUAUUUUCAAUGCCCUGGCUGAGGGAAGGAGGUUCUCACCCAAGAUUUGACGGUACAUUGCCCCGUCCAUCGUCCCUUUGAUGCGGUGAAGUUGUCCUGUCCCCUUAGCAGAAAAACACCCCCAAAGCAUAAUGUUUCCACCUCCAUGUUUGACGGUGGGGAUGGUGUUCUUGGGGUCAUAGGUAGCAUUCCUCCUCCUCCAAACACGGCGAGUUGAGUUGAUGCCAAAGAGCUCGAUUUUGGUCUCAUCUGACCACAACACUUUCACCCAAUUCUCCAGUUCUCCUCUGAAUCAUUCAUAUGUUUAUUGGCAAACUUCAGACGGGCCUGUAUAUGUGCUUUCUUGAGCAGGGGGACCAUGCGGGCGCUGCAGGAUUUCAGUCCUUCACGGCGUAGUGUGUUACCAAUUGUUUUCUUGGUGACUAUGGUCCCAGCUGCCUUGAGAUCAUUGACAAGAUCCUCCCGUGUAGUUCUGGGCUGAUUCCUCACCGUUCUCAUGAUCAUUGCAACUCCACGAGGUGAGAUCUUGCAUGGAGCCCCAGGCCGAGGGAGAUUGACAGUUAUUUUGUGUUUCUUCCAUUUGCGAAUAAUCGCACCAACUGUUGUCACCUUCUCACCAAGCUACUUGGCGAUGGUCUUGUAGCCCAUUCCAGCCUUGUGUAGGUCUACAAUCUUGUCCCUGACAUCCUUGGAGAGCUCUUUGGUCUUGGCCAUGGUGGAGAGUUUGGAAUCUGAUUGAUUGCUUCUGUGAACAGGUGUCUUAUAUACAGGUAACAAGCUGAGAUUAGGAGCACUCCCUUUAAGAGUGUGCUCCUAAUCUCAGCUCGUUACCUGUAUAAAAGACACCUGGGAGCCAGAAAUCUUUCUGAUUGAGAGUGGUUCAAAUACUUAUUUCCCUCAUUAAAAUGCAAAUCAAUUAAUAACAUUUUUGACAUUCGUUUUUCUGGAUUUUUUUAUUGUUAUUCUGUCUCUCAUUGUUCAAAUAUACCUACCAUUAAAAUUAUAGACUGAUUAUUUCAUUGUCAAAAUCAGCAGGGGAUAAAAUACUUUUUCCCCUCACUGUAAGUAGUGUACAGUUGGGAUAGAGAAAGCACUGUGUGUCAACUGUGGGGGUGCCUAUGCAGCUGGGGAUCCGAAGUGCCCUGUGUGAGAGAGACAGGUUGAGAUUGCCAGAGUUCAAGUGGGGAUGAGGCAGUGAAGAGAGUAGAGGAUAUCCCAAGGGUGAGUGAGUCGACUGGGAGGCCCCCAGUGUGUAGGCCUGAAGAGAGAGAGAGCCAGAGUGGAUGACUUUUUUAAAACAUUUUUACAUUUACAUUUUAGUCAUUUAGCAGAUGCUCUUAUCCAGAGCGAUUUAUAGGAGCAAUUAGGGUUGGAAAUCACAGAAAAAUAGAUGUGGUCGUUGCAGCAGCAGAGAAAUAUUUGGGUGUGAGAGAUUUUAGUGCAGAAGAUCUACAGGAAGAUUUGAGAGAAGGGGUUCCAUCUUCCCAGGCCGAUGGCCUGGUGUAGGAUCGUUCAGGGCCAAGAAGUGGGAUGGGUUGGUGGGUUUUGGGGGAUAGUAUAUAGGUGCAGGGUUAGAUGGUGGUGCAAUUAAAGUUUUUCCCAUUCCCUUUUCCCUUUUUUUGGUGACCAAAAUGCGAAAUGCAGCAUUAUGCAACAAAGUGUCUAAUCUGCCUGAAAGCCACAUGAAGAAGAAGAAGGCACACUGCUUUGAAGUUAGCUGCUUAGCGAUUUCGAUUCAUGCCUCGGAGCUCCGGUAUCAAACGUAACAUCACCAUUAACUAGCUAUUAUGUUAAGGUAAGAAUUAUCUAAGGUAAAAAGUUGUUGCUUUGUUUGUUGACACUGUCUCUGGGCAGUGACGGUUGUUAACAUUAGCUAGCUAACAUUAGCUUGCUAGUUAGCUAACAUUAGUUAAAACAGACCAAAGGGGGUGUCACGCCCUGGCUCUGGGGACUCUCGUAUGUUGAGCCAGGGUGUUAGUUUCUAUGUUUUUGUGUUCUAGGUUGUGUUGCUUCUAGUUUGGUAUUUCUAUGUUGGCCAGGGUGGUUCCCAAUCAGAGACGGCUGUAGCUCGUUGUCUCUGAUUGGGAGCCAUACUUAGGUAGCCGUUUGGCAUUUGUUUAAUGUGGUAUCUUGUUCCGUUUGGUUUGUGUAACCGUAGGACUUCACGUUUUGUAUCGUUUGUUGUUUUGUUCGUUGUGUGUACACUGAAAUAAAUAUGUACGCAUAUCACGCUGCGCCUUGGCCCGCUUCUUCUCAAGACGAUCGUGACAGAAGAUACCACCACGACUGGGUCAAGCAGCGGGAUGAGGAGAGAGGUUGGAAUUGGGAGCAGUGGAGUGAGAGUUGGGCGAGAACCAUGGAGGCCUGGUCCACGGGGGAGAGACACGCCCAGAACAUUUUUAGGGGGGGGCUCACGCCGUGGACGACGGGGCAGCAGGAGUACGGGAUAGAGUGGUUCAGAGGGUUGGCAGAGGAGGCCGCUAGGUUACGGGAGUUACUGGACACAAGGGGGAAGGAGAAUGUAGAGGCACGGCGAGAGGUACUGGGGUGUGUUGCCAGUCCGGUCCGGCCCGUUCCUGAUCCCCGCGUAGGGCCAGUGGCGUGUGUCCCCAGUACGGUCCGGCCUGUUCCUGUCUCUCACACCGAGCCUGUGGUGCGCGUCGCCAGCCCGGUCCGGCCUGUUCCUGCCUCUCGCACCGAGCCUGUGGUGCGCGUCGCCAGCCCGGUCCGGUCUGUUCCUGUCCCUCGCACCAAACCAGUGGUGCGCGUCGCCAGCCCGGUUCGGUCUGUUCCUGCCCCUCGCACCAAGCCAGUGGUGCGCGUCGCCAGCCCAGUUCGGCCUGUUCCUGCCCCUCGCACCAAGCCAGUGGUGCGCGUCACCAGCCCGGUCCGGCCCGUUCCUGCUCCCCGCACCAACCCUGUGGUGCGCGUCGCCAGCCCGGUCCGGCCUGUUCCUGCCCCUCGCACCAAACCAGUGGUGCGCGUCGCCAGCCCGGUUCGGUCUGUUCCUUCCCCUCGCACCAAGCCAGUGGUGCGCGUCGCCAGCCCGGUCCGGCAAGUUCCUGCUCCCCGCACUAAACCUGUGGUGCGCGUCAUCAGCCCGGUCUGGCCCGUUCCUGCUCCCCGCACCAAGCCAGUGGUGCGCGUCGUCAGCCCGGCCCGGCCUGUUCCUGAUCCCCGCACCAAGCCAGUGGUGCGCGUCGCCAGCCCGGUCCGGCCUGUUCCUGAUCCCAGCACCAAGCCAGUGGUGCGCGUCGUCUGUCCGGCACAGCCCGUGCCUGUUCCACCGGUGCCUGGUCCGGCACCGGUCAGCGGCUCCACUCCGGAGCUAGAGCAAUCCGCUCCACCAGUAUUCAGUCCAGCUCCGGCCAGCAGGGCCAGACCGGACCAGGGGCGCUUUGGGGGGUUAGAGAGGGAGUGGGGGUCAUGCCCGGAACCGGAUCCGCCGCCGAGGCGGACUGCCCACCCGGUCCCUCCCCUUUUGUGUUUGGUUGGCGCGGUCGGAGUCCGCGCCUUUGGGGCGGGGUACUGUCACGCCCUGGCUCUGGGGACUCUCGUAUGUUGAGCCAGGGUGUUAGUUUCUAUGUUUUUGUGUUCUAGGUUGUGUUGCUUCUAGUUUGGUAUUUCUAUGUUGGCCAGGGUGGUUCCCAAUCAGAGACGGCUGUAGCUCGUUGUCUCUGAUUGGGAGCCAUACUUAGGUAGCCGUUUGGCAUUUGUUUAAUGUGGUAUCUUGUUCCGUUUGGUUUGUGUAACCGUAGGACUUCACGUUUCGUAUCGUUUGUUGUUUUGUUCGUUGUGUGUACACUGAAAUAAAUAUGUACGCAUAUCACGCUGCGCCUUGGCCCGCUUCUUCUCAAGACGAUCGUGACAGGGGGUUAGAUAAUAGACCUUGCUUGGUUGCCUUCUUGUGCAGAUCAUUCUAUGCAUCAUUCUGUUUGUGUCUAGCUAACAACGUUAAAUGUUGAACAUAGCGCUACUAGUUAGCUACGUUAGCUAGCUAGGUUAGGUAACAGUUGAACAUUGAUAACUAGCUAGCUUGUGAACUGUUUCAUUACAUUUACAUUUUAGUCAUUUAGCAGACGCUCUUAUCCAGAGCGACUUACAGUUAGUGAUUACAUAUAUUUUUUUAUACUGGCCCCCCGUGGGAAUCGAAACCACAACCCUGGAGUUGCAAACGCCAUGCUCUAUCAACUGAGCUACAUCCCUGCCGGCCAUUCCCUCCCCUACCCUAGACGACGCUGGGCCAAUUGUGCGCCGCCCAUGAGUCUCCCGGUCGCGGCCGGCUGCGACAGAGCCUGGAUUCGAACCAGGAUCUCUAGUGGCACAGUUAGCAUAAGACAUAACUAUUACCCCCUCCACAUAAGAUACACAGCUAGCUAGUUUGACAGGGCCUUCUUUCACUGUAACCAAAUAAGUCAUUGUAUUCCCUUUUUUAAAUCUACGUUAACGUUGUAGCUAGAUAGGCAACAUUAGCUAGUUAAGUUAGCGAAUGGUGCCAUUGUAUCGCCGAUAUUAACAGACACUACCUAUAGCUAGUUAGCUAAGGCCAUUAAAUCUAUAUCUAAUUAGCUAGCGUUAGGUCACAGACAACCAAACUAGCCAAGUUAUCACACUACCUGGUUAGCUAGCUAGCUACAGGCUUGCUAGUUAGCAUUACAUUCCUCCUGCUAGUAGCCUCUUCACUCCAGGAGACCUGUACACAUUGGAUACACCCAUGUGUAGCAGGUCACCCGGAGCGAAGAGGCUAUCCUGUUAGCUGAUGUUACCAACAAUAGUUUUUCCUGUCAGCGAACACGUCUAGGUCCUAAAAUGUAUAACGUUAGCUACCUAGCCAGUUAUUUAGCUAGCUAGCUAGCUAGCUAUUUAUGACUAUGCCAGACAUACUAAUAUCUGGUUAUACAUUGCUUUGAUCUAGCUAGUUAAUGCUGUAAACCAAAGAAACAUUCAAGUCUUAGCUACCAUUUCUAGCUAGUUGUCUAAUGCUGGUUGUAAACAGCCGAGUUGACUUCAUUUUUUAAAAAGGCCAUGAUGAGUAGAAUAACUAGCUAGCUAGCUAAUUAACGUUAGUAUUUGAAACCAUCCAGUCCUAUUCUUAAAUAUCUAUAAUUUACAAAGCAUUAUUUGUUUCAGUGUAGACCUGAUAUUGGGUUUGUACCACAUUUUCUAGAUCAAGGAUAUAUCCACCUGUAAUCCGCCAACACAUUUGAAAGUACAGUACAACCACAAUCAAAGUAAGUACAUAAUAACAUAUUUUUUUGUACAUGCACCCUUUUCUCAAUAUUGUGAUAUUGUAUGUUCUACUGGAGCCCAGCCAACAGCGAGUUGCAGUAAUCCAGACGGGAGAUGACAAGUGCCUGGAUUAGGACCUGUGCCGCUUUCUGUGUAAGGUAGGGUCGUACUCUGCGAAUGUUGUAGCGAUGGGACAGCGAUGGGUCUCCUCAUACCCUACAAAUAAGGUUUGAGGGGUUAGCGAGGGAACUUUGGUCAACUCUGGGUUCAACUUUGCCUGGAAACCCGACGUUGAAUUGCAUUGAAUUCUACGUCGAGCAGAAAUAAGCGUUUGAAUCAGGAUGUAUUUUUAUCUUGUGCGCAUGUAAUUAUACUUUUAUACUUUCCUUUGGAUAAAUUGUCUCACAUUCCUACCUCAGAAAGAACCAACAGCACGGACAGCUUGAAAAGUAUGUUAAAAUAUAAUUGUAUUCAACUUUCUGGCUUGAAGAGGUCGUGAGAGGAAACAUUCCUUAUUCAAAUGCUCAUUUCUGCCCUAUGUAGAAUUCAAUACAAUUCAAAGUUGGGUUUCCAGGCAAGUUUCAACUCAGGAUAACUGGUACCAUGAUAGUGGCUCGCCUUUUAGCUAGGUACAUUUCUAUGGCAACGAAUCUUUCAGAACUAACCUGCUCCGGGGCAGGCUUACUAAGGGCUAACUCCAUUUAUCUUGAAUGAAGUGUCUGGGCCACGAGUUGAGGAUCAAUUAAAUCAGAAAUUCUCCCUCUCGCAAAGAUUUUCAUCACCCCUUCAUUUGAGGAAGACGACUGAUUCAAUAUUUUAUUAAUCAAAUGUUUUUUUUUGUGAACAAUUUUAAUGUUAAAAUACCAAUCACAUUACACAUUUAGUAAGUACAGCAUUUGCUUUCCAAACUUUACGUUUUUUGCACAAUUGUAUUUUGAAAUUUGCAAAAGGCAAACUGACAGCCGCAACCAACCAUAGACAUAAAAUCCAUAGAUGGCCGUUCCCAUUCAAUUCAAGACUGGCAGCCAUUACUAGUGUACCCAUGAGUUUAACAGUCAAAUUGCCAGGGUUAGAGGUUCCAAAACACUUUUAUGGAUUAUUAUCUAUGGCCACAAUGCAACAAGCUGUUCCACAGAUAGAAGGAGUGAUAGGAGUGUAAAAAUUGUGCUAGUGCAUUGAUUAGCACACCAAAGAUGGCAUUAACAAUAAAUAAUAGACGGCACUACACAAAAAGCCUAUUUCACACCAUAGCCUGCUGAAUUUGCAAGAUAACUUUUCUUUCAUUUUGAUUUUGUCACAAAUGAAAAUGUAGCACUGACUCGCCCAUGGAUUGAUAUUUCAGCAUUGUCUGAAUGAAGAGUUCAGCAUUCGACUAGCUAUGUGCGACAUGUACACACAGUUACAAGCCUGCGUUUGCGGAAGGCGGGCGAGCAAUAUCCACCGUCGUAGUACUGAUGAAGCCUGACCUGGAAUGUGAAGCUAACUGAAGCUGGCUAGCUUUAUAAAAGCCUGAGUAAUAUACCACUCUGGUGACACACAGAGAGACACACACACUAACCACCAUUCCCUUGUAUGUCUCUGUUAGUCUAAUGGCUGGGAUGCCAGUGAGAUAGAUGUUCAACUAGGAGACGUAAGGAGUCAACUCCACCUAUGUCUUCCUCUCCAUGUACACGUGAGUAUCCUCCCCUCAGCUCCUCAAUGGCUCCUCAAUGUUACGCGGAGUGGAACAGGGGAACCCAAGAGCAGACUCAGACGAGGAGACUGGGAUGAAGUAA